CUGCUGUAGCCAAUGAUAAACCGCUGUUGAGUGCGCACUCGUUUGGCUGACGACGACCAUGGAGCGGAGUCGUGUCCUCUUCGGCGUUUCAAACUUUUAGCGUUUAGUUUCAUUUCGGGCAGAACGGAGCGUUUCCCUGAGCUGGAAUGGGGGAGAUAGAAGGUUCAUACAGGGUCCUGCAGACCCCUGGCACAAGACUGGGAGCCCAGUUCAAUGCUGGGAUCAGCACUCUGGAGCCGGGCCAGAGUCUCAGUGGCAACAUGGUCAACAGGAGAAUAAGCCAAGGCAGAGGAAUACAGAUCCGUGUGCAGGGGCUGGACGACUCUCAGGAGUUCUUUGAUAUAGAACCAAAGGCUCUUGGACAGAUCCUUCUCUCUGAGGUUUUCCACAGAGGCAACCUCAUAGAGAGUGAUUACUUUGGCCUCGAGUUUCAGAACAUGCAGAUGAACUGGGUUUGGCUGGAACCCACAAAACCCAUUUCAAAACAAGUCAGAAGACCAGCAAAUACACUUUUUAGACUGUCAGUGAAAUUCUUUCCCCCCGAUCCGGGUCAGCUGCAGGAGGAGUACACCAGGUAUUUAUUCUCCCUGCAAAUGAAAAGGGAUCUGAUGGAGGGCAGGUUGAUCUGCACAGAAAAUACUGGUGCCCUGCUGGCCUCUCACCUUGUCCAAUCGGAGAUCGGCGACUACGAUGACACAGCAGACAGGGAAUACCUGAGGAUAAACAAGCUGUUACCUUACCAAGAGAAAGUACAAGAACGGAUCAUGGAGCUCCAUCGCAGGCACCUGGGGCAGACUCCUGCUGAAUCAGACUUCCAGAUCCUAGAGAUCGCCCGUAAACUGGAAAUGUACGGCGUCCGCUUCCACCCAGCAGCUGAUCGCGAAGGCACAAAGAUCAACCUCUCUGUCGCUCACAUGGGCCUGCAGGUUUUUCAGGGCCACACAAAAAUAAAUACCUUCAACUGGUCCAAGAUUCGCAAACUGAGCUUCAAAAGAAAACGUUUCCUGAUCAAGCUUCACCCAGAAGUCCAUGGCCCCCAUCAGGACACUCUUGAAUUUUUGAUGGGCAGUCGAGACCAGUGCAAAGUCUUCUGGAAGAUCUGCGUGGAGUACCACUCAUUCUUCCGACUGUUUGACCACCCACAGCCCAAAUCCAAAGCUGUCCUUUUCACUAGAGGCUCCUCUUUCAGAUACAGUGGAAGGACCCAGAAGCAGCUUGUGGAAUAUGUCAGGGAAAAUGGAGCAAAGCGGACCCCUUACCAGAGAAGGAACAGUAAAGUAAGAAUGUCGGCUCGAUCCCUCGCAACCGAUGUGCCAAAACAGAGCUUUUCAUUCAAUGACAGUCUCAGGUCCCCGGGCUUGUCUUCCUCCGCAGCCGUGACUUUCCAGUCAAUGCACAUCCCUAGCGUUUUCCCGCUAACAGAACGCCAACCUCAGCCCCAGCCUUUGACCGCACUGAGUCAGUCUCCAGCACCUUCUCAGCAGCACCAGCUUCAGUCCCCUCUGCAAGCCACCAGACCCCCCAGCCCUCCGAAGGAAGAGCUCAUCAAGCCUACUUCCCCGUCACCCUACGCUUUUCAAGAUUCAGUGGUGGACAGCCCUCAGCUCUCCCCCGUCGCCUCCAAAGGUCCCCUCUGCCUGUCGCCCUCCUUCCAGAUGUCGAACCUCAGCCUGCCGGGCCAGACCCCGUCGCCCCUGCAAAGCCCCAUCCUGAGCGAGGUGGGCAGCAAUGCCAGGCUAGAGGAGGAGGAGGAAGGCAGGAGGAAGCGAUAUCCCACCGAUAAGGCCUAUUUCAUUGCCAAAGAGAUUCUGACCACAGAGCGAACAUACCUGAAGGACCUCGAGGUCAUCACUGUGUGGUUCCGUAGUGCUGUGAUCAAAGAAAACGCCAUGCCCGAAGGCCUGAUGACCCUCCUGUUCUCCAACAUCGACCCCAUCUACGAGUUCCACCGAGGUUUCCUGAAGGAAUUGGACCAGAGACUGGCUCUCUGGGAGGGGCGUUCAAAUGCUCAUGUCAAAGGAGACUACCAGAGGAUUGGCGACGUGAUGCUGAAGAACAUGUGUGCCCUUAAGGAAUUCACCAGUUAUCUACAGAAACACGAUGAAGUGUUAACAGAGCUGGAGAAGGCCUCCAAGAGGCUGAAGAAGCUGGAGACUGUCUACAAAGAGUUUGAAUUGCAGAAGGUCUGCUACCUGCCCCUCAACACAUUCCUGCUCAAGCCCAUCCAGCGACUCAUGCACUACAAGCUAAUCCUGGAGAGACUGUGCAAGCAUUAUUCCCCUGCCCACCGCGAUUAUGACGACUGCAAGGAGGCUCUGAAGGAAGUGGCGGAGAUAGCCACUCAGCUUCAAAGCAGUCUUAUCCGGCUGGAGAAUUUCCAGAAGCUCACAGAGCUGCAGAGAGACCUGAUCGGCAUCGAGAACUUGACUGCACCAGGCAGGGAGUUCAUUCGAGAGGGGUGCUUGUACAAGCUCACCAAAAAGGGGCUACAGCAGAGGAUGUUUUUCCUGUUCUCUGACAUGCUCCUUUACACAAGCAAAGGUGUUACAGCAACCAAUCAGUUCAAAGUCCAUGGACAGCUGCCCCUUCAUGGCAUGAUAGUAGAGGAAAGUGAAAAUGAAUGGUCGGUGCCUCACUGCUUCACUAUUUACUCUGCUCAGAGGACCAUUGUGGUGGCUGCCAGUGAGCAGAAAAUCCCGUUUGGACACAAACACCCCAAACGUGCUGUUAAUCCCUCCCCCUCCUCUCCUCUACACAACUUCCUGUCCUCCAUCCUCCCCCCCUUAGGGUCGUCCGACGAGGUUUCUCUGGAGCAGGAGUCUGAGGAUGACAUGAACUCCUCCCGCACUUCACUGGACAAGCAGACACACCACCGUGCCAACACAACCAUGCAUGUGUGCUGGCAUCGCAACACCAGUGUGUCUAUGUCUGACCACAGCCUGGCUGUGGAGAACCAGCUCUCGGGUUAUCUCCUGAGGAAGUUCAAGAACAGUAACGGUUGGCAGAAACUCUGGGUCGUUUUCACCAACUUCUGCUUGUUCUUCUAUAAGACACAUCAGGACGACUUCCCGCUGGCUAGCCUUCCACUGCUCGGCUACACGGUCAGCACGCCCGAGGAAUCGGACAGCAUUCACAAGGAGUAUGUCUUCAAACUUCAGUUCAAGUCUCACGUAUACUUUUUCAGAGCAGAGAGCGAGUACACCUUUGAAAGAUGGAUGGAGGUGAUCAAAAGUGCAGCGAGCACUACAGGCAGGAUGAGCCUCCUCAUACCUAAAGGAGGUCCCAUGGAGAUCAACGGAAACUGAAAUGAGCGUCGUGUAUCUGGAGGCUGGGCCUCUGGGGCAUCAGAGACUUGUCGGUGUCAUUUCUAUGUGAAAUAGACAUUUAAACAUUAACAAAUGAAAGAUACUGCCAGUUUCAAGUGUUAACAUUUUUCUUCUUGAUUCUAAUGGUCUCUGCAUUUUGCUUGAUUAAUGAUGUAAAUGGUAACAUUUUUCCCACUAUACAGGAUAUAAUGAAAGGGAGAGGUGUACAUUAUGAGCUUUUUUUUUUUUUUCCUGCAUAUGUUGUCUUCUUGUUUCUUUGAUCGCAUAGACUGAUGGGAGAUGCUGUUUUUAUGGGACCAACACAAAGGGCUUAAAUUCAGGUUUUCUGAAGGACUGAAGCUUUACUGGGUACAGUACUGUACCGGGACUGACUGGGAUACAGAUGAAAUACAGUAUGUGGGAAAUGAAGGUACUGCAAAUUGUAUGUGCUCUCUAAACUGUACUUUGAAAGCGCUGAGGGCAUUAGUGAGGAAGAGGUGAACGGGAAGGUAAUGAGAUGCUGAAGCAAGUGGGAGACUCGAAGAUUUGGGAAGUUUUAGGGAAUUCACGCUGCUGCGAGGAAGCAGGAUUUGUUUCUAUACUCUGAGGCCAGACCUGAUUGCUUUAUUUGCUCCGAGUGGGAGAAUGCAAUCAGUGUUUGAAACUUUUAAAAGGGAGCUGUUGUGUUUUAUGCGCCUGGUUAGUUAGGCAGCGUUAAGGUCAGUCUGGUGCUACAGUUCUCUCUUUUAAUAUCUCAUGUUUCCUGUUUUUAUGACCCAUAGGGAUUAACUACUUGAGGACAUGCUGUGCAACAAUUUUUUUUCUAGUGUUUACUUUGUGAAAUUUGCAGAUUUUCCUUCUAAAAGCUAAAGAGAACAUAUUUUUAAGUAAUCGUUUGAGGAUGACUUGCCACAUGUCAGACUUUUACACGAAUGGGAGCUGCACAGAUAAUGUAGCGUUUUACAUGAAUCCAUGGUAUUAUUUGGUUUAUAUAUUUUUAAGAAGACUGGAAUCUUGUCACUCUGUGUGUGAUGUGUUUAUAUAUAUUUUUUUGUGUGUGUGUUUGUGGUGAAGCCAAGCGUGCAGUCCUACUUGCACCUCCCUCCCCCUCCCCACCUCUGGAGCUUAAAGAGAAAGUGAUGAUGGAGGUAAUCUCCGAACCAUCAGGCAUUCUGUGCGAGUAAGAGGCAGACUCUGCUGCACACUUAACCAGUAUGUUAUUCCUAUUUAUUGUGUAGGAUGUCGUCAGGGCCAGGCUCCUGAAUACGCUCAUGUAGUCUUCAUGUUAUUCCAUUUAAAAACCUAACAAAUAAAGCAUAAUUUGAAUC
Messenger RNA from Neolamprologus brichardi, 4633 nucleotides. Lineage: Eukaryota; Metazoa; Chordata; Actinopteri; Cichliformes; Cichlidae. The record is from RefSeq and is a predicted model, not a curated record.